AUGCCUGUCGGACCUGUCAUUGCCCUCUCCCACGGCGGAGGUCCCAUGCCUCUGCUCAACGAUCCCGGCCACAAGACAAUCAUCGCCUCCCUCCGGAACCGCGUUCCCGAGAUCCUGCGCCUCUCCUCGCCCGACCACCGCCCCUCGGCCAUUAUCCUCGUCACCGCGCACUGGACCACCCGUCACCCCAGCAUCUCCUCGGGCCCGUCCCCGCCGCUCCUCUACGACUACUACGGCUUCCCCCCGGAGACCUACAACCUGUCCUACCCCGCCCCCGGGUCCCCCGCCCUCGCCGCGCGCGUCUUUGAAGCCAUGGCCGCCGAGGGCCUGUCCCCUACCCUCGACGCCACCCGCGGCUGGGACCACGGCGUCUUUGUGCCCCUCAAGCUCGCCGUCCCCGACGCCGAUAUACCCAUUGUCCAGGUUUCCGUCCUCCAGAGCGAAGACCCCGAGCAGCAUUUGCGCAUGGGCCGCGCGCUGGCGGCGCUGCGCGACGACAACGUCGCCAUUGUCGGCUCCGGCUUCGCGUCGUUUCACAAUAUCCCCGUUAUGCAGUCGCUGCGCGGAUUCGGCAGCAUGUCGGCCGACCCAAAGUGGCUCGCGUUCAAGGAGCGGACCGACGAGUGGAACGCGGCCGUGACGGACGCCGUCACGGCGGCCAACGAGACCGAGAGGGCGGACAAGGUGGCGAGGUGGCGCGAGCUGCCGUUUGCAGACGUGAUGCACCCGCCGAGGGGCGGCGAGCACUUUAUGCCGCUCAUUGUGUGCGCGGGCGCGGCGAGGAAGGAGGACGGCCCGGGCAAGACGUACAAGGACGAGUACAUGGGCGUGGACAUAUUCACGUAUUACUGGGGGGCGCCAGCAGUGACGGCGUAA
This is a messenger RNA of Beauveria bassiana ARSEF 2860, 876 nucleotides long. RefSeq names its product Extradiol ring-cleavage dioxygenase class III protein subunit B. The transcript is spliced from 2 exons. The record is from RefSeq and is a predicted model, not a curated record. Lineage: Eukaryota; Fungi; Ascomycota; Sordariomycetes; Hypocreales; Cordycipitaceae. Gene Ontology annotation, molecular function: zinc ion binding; oxidoreductase activity, acting on single donors with incorporation of molecular oxygen; ferrous iron binding. The coding region runs from base 1 to 876 and encodes 291 amino acids.